AUGCCACACAUCGAAAAACUAACCCCGCUUGACGCGGCCAUGCCGAGAACAUACAUCAGGGUGCUCCUGGUCUUCCACGCGGCGUCGCCAUCGAGGUCAGUCACAGAGACACUGCAAGACGGCCUCGACAAGCUGAGCGAGCAGGUCCCCUGGCUAUCGGGGCGGGUAUUCGCUACCGAGGGCAGCAAAGGAUGCGAGAUUCGAUAUGAGGAAGGGGAUAGGGCACCACUGCUUGUUGACAAGGGCACCAUAGCGCGGGCGGCAUUGGACGAUACCCCACCGGAGGUCUGGCCUGUUUCUGGGAGUGUGCUUGAAGAUGGUGCGCCCGUUUUUGCGGCGAGUAUCUUUCGCUUCACGCCUUUGCCUGCAGGUGCAAACAACGAGCAAAGCGAGGAAACGGAAAGCAAAAGCGUAGGCUUAUGCGUCUGCAUCCAUCACAACGCUGUUGAUGCUACGGGCCUCACGGAGAUCAUAAAGCUGUGGGCGGAAAAUGUUAAGAACGGAUCGCUUGCUGUCUACCCAUCGGCCGGGGGUAAAGAGAGGAGGCCAAGGCCCGUCCAGCUAUCAGAAGCCCUCUCCCCAGACCUGGCAGACCUCGAGACCUCCGGGACUGGCACGGACGACCUCCUCGCCCUGCACCCCGAGUACUCAGCUCUCCCACCAGCUCUACCAUCAGCACAGACGGAAUGCACAUCCAAGCUCUUCACCAUCUCCACCCACUGGCUCAACACCCUCAAGCAACUCCUCCACAAACACACCCCAAAGCCACCAAGCACAAACACCCUCCUCUGCGCCCUCCUCUGGACAACCAUCACGCGCGUCCGGAGCCGCCGCGAUGGAUCCCUAGGCACGAAGACAAGCCGCCUCGUAACGGCCGUGAAUGGCCGAUCGCGUCUAAACAUGACCAGCCACAGUGAAAGUGAAAGUCAGCGGCCGUACCUCGGAAACGCCGUCCUCUACGCCCUAACCACAUACCCAGCGGUGGAUCUUGCCUCCUCAACAUCCGACGCAGACCCGGACCCAUGCGCGUACCCCAUGCGCUCCCUAGCCGCCAUCUGCGAACACAUCUCAGCGUCCCAGGGCCCCAGCACCAUUUCCAAGCGGCAUAUCGCGGAGGUCUACGCUCUGCAUGAGAGUGCACGACCGUUGUUCCCGGGGUGGGACCUCUUUGGCUCGCGGGACGUCGUGGUGACCAGCUGGGCAGACCAGGGGCUGUACGAGGUCGAUUUUGGAGAGGCGCUGGGGUGUCCCGGGGCUGUGAGGCUUCCGGGGUUAGAGGAGAGGGUUUUUGCGGAUGGGGUUGUGCUUGUGUUGCCGCGAUGCCGGGGGAAGGGGGAGGCGGAAAGGCUUGAGGUCUCGGUUAUGUUGCGUCGGGAUGAUAUGGUUGCGCUUGAGGGGGAUAGUUUGUGGCAGACGCUUGUUUCGGUUUGA
Messenger RNA from Aspergillus mulundensis, 1431 nucleotides. RefSeq lists its product as uncharacterized. Gene Ontology annotation, molecular function: acyltransferase activity, transferring groups other than amino-acyl groups. The transcript has a single exon. The record is from RefSeq and is a predicted model, not a curated record. Lineage: Eukaryota; Fungi; Ascomycota; Eurotiomycetes; Eurotiales; Aspergillaceae. The coding region runs from base 1 to 1431 and encodes 476 amino acids.